This is a messenger RNA of Macrosteles quadrilineatus (aster leafhopper), 2063 nucleotides long. RefSeq names its product sodium channel and clathrin linker 1-like. Lineage: Eukaryota; Metazoa; Arthropoda; Insecta; Hemiptera; Cicadellidae. The coding region runs from base 239 to 1936 and encodes 565 amino acids. Gene Ontology annotation, biological process: cilium assembly; clustering of voltage-gated sodium channels. Gene Ontology annotation, cellular component: centriole. The transcript has 14 exons. The record is from RefSeq and is a predicted model, not a curated record.
UGAAAGAAUGUUUUAUUAUUUAAAAAUUUGUUUGAUUUUUAUUGUGUAAGAUGACCCAUUAUGAUUUGCUACUAACCAUUUUUUAUUUAGGCCUACUUAAAAAUUUAAAUUUCCAAAUUUAGUCCUUUAACUCAUAACUUAGGCCUAUGUCCACACAAGUUAGGACUAAAUCAAUUGAUUUAUUUGAUCAGUCUCUGCAUCAGUUUUAGGCUACUUCUAAAGAACCCAAGUAUCAUCUAUGAGUCAAUACAUGGGAUUGGUGCACCAAUUGGUUUUGACCAAAAUGGAGAGAGGGGAGUUGUCUAUUGAGUCAGUCGAGGAUUUGAAAAAUGUUCUGAAAGAAUAUGAAAUACACACAAAAGUCAUUGAAGAGCAGUUAGAAAUGUGUAAGAAAGAUCACGCUGAUCUGAGGAUGGAGAUGAGUCGUUUGAUGAACGAGAACCAUGAUCUUUACCGGAGAUUGAAAAUGGCCACGGAAACUGCUUUAGAAAAAACUGACCUGUCAGCCCUACAAUCAUCGGAGGCUAUUGACAACCUUCAACAACAGCUGGAAUCAGCAUUGGCGGAGAAAGAUACAGUAGAAAAGCUGUGGAAAUCAAGUAUUUUAGAAGUGGAUGCUCUAAAAGAAACAUUAAACGAAUUCCAAACUGGGAAAAAGGUAACGUCGCUGCAGAGUAAAUUGAAUGAUGUACAAAAAGAUUACACGGAAGCUAUUCAUAUAUUGGAACAGAAACAAAGCGUACUAAAGUCAGAAAACGAUCAGUUGAAUGGUAAAUGCAAGUUUUUGGAAGACCAGAUGAAGGAAGUCAAUUUACAGAUGAAUGCGGCCAAUGAGAAAAACUGCGCUCUGAAAAGAUCUUUGAGAGAAUCAACUGAACAGGAGCAAUUGUGGAAGUCCAAAUUCCUGGCUUUGGAAGCAAGUUUUAUUGAAUUGGAUCGUGCUUAUCAAACUGAUAAAGUGAAGUAUGCGCAAGUGCGAGAGUAUGAAAAAGCAGAGUCCAGUUUGAGACAGAAGUUGGAGGAUUCUCAGCGGAACGGAAAAGAGCUACAGAUGGCGCUGGAGCAAUGUCACGAACACAAGCAAGAUCUGCUGCGGAAAAUUGCUGUCGACCGCAAAACGGUCGCAGAUGCCCUGACUCUCGUCGAGGAAGCUAAUCGGAACACAGAAGAAGCUGUAGCCAGAGAAAAAGCAGCUACAGAAGAUGCCAAGAAAUUGAGAGCCGAGUGGGAUAAGCUGGUGGAUGAAGCAGGGCGGAGAGUGGCGUCCGAGGAGGCAAACUUGAGAAAGCAAUUUGACGAACAGUUGGCAGUAGUCAAGCAUCAACUGGAGGUUGUGGAACAGGAGCGCAACAGGAAGCGUGUAGAGGUUGAGCAGAUGCAGCAGGAGUGCAAGAGACUGGAGACGCUGGUAGCUGAGAGUCAGACCGUUGGGAGUGAUCAGCUGGAGAAACUGUCCAGGAAACUGUCGUCUGCGGAGACAAACUGUGAGGAGCUGCACCAGGAGAAUGCUGUUUUGCGAGAAGCCCUCGACAAACUGGAGGACAAAUGUCAACGGAAAUCCCAGCAAAGACAGAAGCUAGAGAGUGAAAUACGCAGGUUAAAGGAGGACACACAGUUUUACCAACAAGAGCUACUUAUGAGUGAACAAAAGGCUGACAUUCUCAAUAGUCAACUGCAUGCUACAAGCUUGGACUUGGCUCAGCUGCAGAGUCAUACAAUUUUACAUAGAGGAAAUUCAGGAGAGAUGGAAGCAAAGGUCAGUCUGUCAAGCACGUUGGAGCUGAUCAAGAAAUUGAAUGAAAACUACGGACAUAUGAACGACAAGUGGAAAAAUGAAAUGUAUUUACUAACUGACAAACUAGAAGAAAAGUUGAAAAAGUCAAAGAAAAAGAACAAGGUUCAUUUCAACAAAGAACAAUCUGAAGGAAAACAGUGAAUGUGGAUUAAAAAGAUUUUGUCUGCAAAGUGUCAAUUUUUAAAGGCCAAUCUCACUGUCAACAAAUGAAGACUAUAAACACAUUGUGAUAUGUAACCAAAGAUUUAUAAAUUUAUUUAAUACUGUA